AUACGCCGCGCUCGUGCUCACGCAGCCUCGUCCCCGUAGAGAGAGAGACGUUUCUGUUGCUUCCCGUUGCAACCCGCAUACGGAUUUGCCCCAGUCGCGUGUAUCGCGUGCACGAGUAAGAUCGAGAAUCGUGGGAUCUUCGUAUAUCGCAUCGCCCGGUGCGCCGAUGUUCUCAGAUUACAUCGGGAUAGACGGGUCGCUGAUCCAUUCGUGUUGGAAGAUCGUGAGACUCUUUGCGUGAGGUUCGAACGAUGCGAUCAUGGGCGAGAUGGCGAUAUGUAGCCUCUCUUUCUCUCUCUCUCUUUUUUUCUCUUUCAACUUCGCAGAUAAUUAUCGCACAGUCGCGACGAUAGAUCGAUAGAUAAAAAAUGCGCAAGACCUCGACGCUGUGACGAAAAGAAAUCCGGUUCUGCGACACACAUUUCCCGUUCGAUUUUAUAUAUAAUAAAUUUUGUUUUUAUCUCGUCCGAUUUAUCAAUGAGAUCAAAGCUCCGCGCAACAGGCACGCAAAAAAUGGCCAUCGCCGCCUCGGAGAAUUAUCAGCUGAAGUGGCACAGUUACGGGGCGCAUCUGCAUAGCUCCGUCGCGACGCUGCUUCACUCGGAGUCCUUCGCGGACGUUCUGCUGGCCACGUCUUGCGGACGACACGUGGCGGCCCAUCGAUUCGUCCUUGCUGCCUGUUCGUCCUAUCUCAGUCACAUUUUCCAAACAUGCCACUUUGGCGCGAACACCAAUGCCCCGAUUAUCGUAGUAUUGCCAACGGAGAUCGGAUACCGUACGUUAAAAAUCCUGAUCCAAUACAUGUACAGCGGUGAAGCCACCGUGACGAACGAUCAAUUGGAAGGAGUAUUGAAAGCCGGUGAUAUAUUGCGCGUACGCGGACUGUGGAGGUCGAACACAGGCAGUAGCAAAAAGGAGAACAUACAGUCGAAUAAUCAGAAAAUUGAACGCGACAAGCGGGAACCGACGCAGCUGGCCGGACAGAUACAAAAGAUCAAGUUGAUACAACCGACUCAGGAGAAGGUGGCUGACAGCGCGCAGCAGCAACAGGCGGCGCCGACCUGCCAAAAUAACGUACAAUCCACAAAAUCGGUCGAAAGGAAGAGCAUCGAGAAGACCGAGGAGAAGACCAACGAACCCGAACCGAAAAAAGUAUUGGAGGAGAACCAAAAUAAUGAACAGAACAAGAACAAGGAGAAUCUCGAGACGAACGGCAAAAAGAAGAAGGCCGUUAACAGCGACGUCGAAUCGACCAAGUCGAAGUCGAGCGAAGGUGGCGAAAAUACCGAACUAAAUCUGGAACUGUUAGUGAAGGACGAGCCGAUCGAUUGGGAAGAGUCGAUCGAUCCGUCGGAAUCGCUCACAAUAGACCAUGAGAUCGAUAUCAAACCAGAGAUUGUGCACAGCGCGGAUGAGGACGGGGAUAUUGAGGAAGAGGAGUACACACCGCUGACGUGCGACAUGUGCAGUCAAACGUUUAACAGACCGUCAGAUUGGGUGAAACAUAUAGAAUUCACGCAUGCCGACAUGACCGAAAAUCGGAGAAAGAGACGAAAGGACGACAUGGCCGACGACAACAAGGAAUUUCCGCCGCUGAAGUGCGAUCUGUGCGGCAACAUGUAUUCCACGCCACAGGAAUGGGUGCGUCACAUACAAACGGAACACACGGAGGAACAGUUGGCUCUGAUGAACAACUCGGCGCCACCUAAACCGAAGAGGGUUCACAAUCACCAAAAGUUAUGCAACAUAUGUCAAAAGGAAUUUCCAAGCCACGCCUCGAUGGUCAUCCAUCAGAGAACGCAUACGGGCGAGAAGCCCUUUCUCUGUUCCUACUGUAAAAAGGGCUUCAACGUAAAGAGCAAUCUGCUGAGGCAUUUAAGGACAUUGCAUGACAAAUACGUACAUCCCAGUUUGUACGGAAGUAAUGGUUGCAAGAACACUUAAGAGCUCUUCUUCACAUCCCUUUUUGAUGCGUAUAUAAAAGAUUUCUGUUUUGCAUGAGCGUCUCAGUCUCGCACAGGGACUACAACAUUUUAUGUAUAUUUAUUAAUUAUGUCUAUGUAGACUGAACGUGUAUCUAUAUAAACGUAAAAAAAAAAAAGAUGCCAAAUCGGAGCAUAAUGUGAGCACGAUGAACUGAGUCGGGAUCUGUAUGAAUCUUCAUUGAGAAAGCAUAAUCGAGCGCAUCUGAAAAAUUCACACACAAUGCAUAUUGGAGAGAAAAUCUAUACAAAACUAUUUUUUCUAAAAGGUAGCGACCGCAUUGUUUAUAUAACAACCUUCUUCUUUUCAACAUUUGUAUAAAAAAAUGGUAGAGCUCCUCUCUCAUUAAAAAUAAAAAAAUUUUUUUUUUCUAUUGAGUUAAGACAAGAAAGCAAUAUCAGGGCUUUAAUACCAAAGAGGCUGAUUAAUAUUGCCAAAAGUUGUCUCAUUCUUUGUUUUUAACUUUCUUCUUCUUCUUCUUCUUCUGACGUAGUAAGCAAAAAAAUUACUUAUUGUGUUUUAGUAUCAAAAAAAUUUUCUUUAAAUAUGAGAGACAAGCAGAAUGACUUUAUUACUUAUAGAUCUGUCGAGAAGUGCUUGCAUGUAAAAAUACUUCUAUAGGUAUAAAUCAAUUUAAUAAUUAAUAAUCUAAUAAUUAACUUAAUUAUUUAGAAUUACUAUUACGAAAUCCAAAUUAUGUAAGAUUUAAACUGUAUACUUCUAGGCUAUUCCAUCCACUGAUAGCCCUUCUAUUCCCUCAGCUCGUAAGUUAAUGUGUAAGUUAUAAUUAUGUAUUUUUAUAUUAAAGUAGCUUAUACAGACAAAAUGUUUAAGUAAGAGAUACAAGAUACUUGCAUUAAGCAAAACUUGAAAGAUUUCGAUUUAGGCGUUAGGAUAUAAGAGUAAUAUAUAAAAUAUAUAAUAUAUUCAAAAUUUAUCAAUUUUUUGGAAAUAUAUUGAGUUCUUCUCUUACAUUAUAUAUAAAAAAAGCGCAAUAUUAUCAAAAUACUGUCACAGUCCUUGAAACAGUAACAAUGUGAAUAUUGAUUAAGAUGAAUAACACCAUUUUGCUAUAUUAAUCGUUAACGUGACACACUCUACUAUGAAUUUUAGUGUCAAUUCUGCAUUGUGCUAGCACACUGUGACGAGCCAAAUAACUUAAAAAAAAAAAAAAA
Pseudomyrmex gracilis is the source of this 3158-nucleotide messenger RNA. RefSeq names its product zinc finger protein 3 homolog. The transcript is spliced from 7 exons. Lineage: Eukaryota; Metazoa; Arthropoda; Insecta; Hymenoptera; Formicidae. The record is from RefSeq and is a predicted model, not a curated record. Bases 478 to 1944 code for a protein of 488 amino acids. Gene Ontology annotation, biological process: regulation of transcription by RNA polymerase II. Gene Ontology annotation, molecular function: protein binding. Gene Ontology annotation, cellular component: nucleus.